AUGGAGCAAAUGCAUUCAUUGGAAUCAAGUUUACCUCCAGAGCAACCUCCUACAAAGCAAGCGAUUGAGAGUCUUAAUUUGGAACUUUCUCAAGAGUUCAAGCUAGCCGCCAAUGCGGUGACAAGACUUUACCGGGUGGCUAAUGAGAAAAACUCUUUAACCAAACAUCAGGGCUACCUCACCUGUUUGGAUGAUAUACUAUGUGCAUUGGACUCAAAUGUGACUGCUGACGAGUUAAGGGCUUGGUGCUAUAAACGAAGAAAUGAUAUCCUUUCAAACUCGCAGGAUAAAUCUUUAAAUCCGGUGAAAGAAAGGGAAAGAAAGCUUAAUAAGUUCAGUGAAAACCAACACCGCGAAAAUGAAGCUCAUAAGGAACCUUUUGAAAAAGACAGCGCAGUCAAGUAUAAUUUCAGUUUCAACGAAUCAAAUGGGGACCUCUCAAAUAUUAAUGAAAAUAUAGCACCUAAAUUUAGACUUUCUAUGCCGCCUUUAAGUGUCGAACAUCCUCCUAGGAAUGCUAGUCGUAUAAAAUCCUGGAAAGCACGAACAAUCAAUCACGGAAGAGGGGACACGAGAAACCUAAAUGACAUAACGGGACUUGGACAUGAGCGUGAGCGUGAUCGUGAAAAUACACAUUAUGAAAAAAAACCGAAAUUGGAUUCUGAUUCAGAAGUAGACAUAAGGAGUUUCCGCCAGGAUAUGGACCUGUAA
This is a messenger RNA of Saccharomyces cerevisiae S288C, 711 nucleotides long. RefSeq lists its product as uncharacterized. The coding region runs from base 1 to 711 and encodes 236 amino acids. The transcript has a single exon. NCBI's taxonomy places the organism in Eukaryota, Fungi, Ascomycota, Saccharomycetes, Saccharomycetales, Saccharomycetaceae. The record is from RefSeq and is marked reviewed.